Thelazia callipaeda (thelaziosis nematode) is the source of this 1383-nucleotide messenger RNA. Lineage: Eukaryota; Metazoa; Nematoda; Chromadorea; Rhabditida; Thelaziidae. The record is from the annotation of a GenBank genome assembly.
UUAUUCUUCCAGCUUGAUUACUUAUCACUACGUAUCGCUGAAUCAGUCCCGCUCAAAACACAUAAAUAUUUUCGGGUGGCAGUACCGCAGGCUGUAACUGGUCAAGCUCUAGUUGCAUUCUUGUUGGAAUUAAUGGCUUUUGAUGAUCUCACGGAUGCAUUACACUUGGCAACAUUACUUCUGCAACACGGUUAUAUAUUUCCCGUUAUCGAACAUUCACUCCUUGUUAAGGAUGACAGUACAUUAUAUAGAUUGCAGCUGCCAUAUUUUUGGCCCUCACACGCUACUCAGACCGAUAAUGUGGAAUAUGCCAUAUAUCUUAAUAAACGUCUAAUGCGGAAUGAGCAGAGGCAUGGUUUGGAAGAGGAUGAAGUUGAAGCAUACAAUAAACUUCUGGAACUUCUUGGCCAUAUGUGGGGUUUCAUUACUAUGCAAGCAGAAAUACAGUUAAAAAUUCAAAAGGAGAAAAAAAAAAGCGACAAAGUUGUAUAUGAUAGUGAGGAAAGGGCAUUUUGGAGGACUCGAAGACCAGGACAAGCAAAUUGCCUUGAGCAACACAUUCAGAAAAAAAAGAAGAAAUUACGAAAACGAACUGCUGCUAUUUAUCAAAAAGAAUUAGACUUAUUGAAGUUUACGCUUAAAACAAAGCCGUGGCUAAAAGCAGUGAAAGCUAGCGAAACUAUGGUGUCCUGGUGUGAACAAUUCUAUGAUUAUGAUCCUUUUUUGUCAACUCCACAACCUAGUAAUCCAUGGAUAUCUGAUGACACUAAUUUGUGGGUGCUAAAUACUGAUUCGGUUGAAGUGCCAACUGAACGACGGGUUAAAAGAUGGGGCCUUUCGGUGCAAGAACUGGUUCGUGACCCAAUUGGUCGACAAGUUCUCGAAACAUUCCUGGAAAGCGAAUUUUCUUCUGAAAAUAUCCGAUUUUGGAUGGCUAUUCAAGAUUUGAAGUUUUCUGCUAAUGAGCAAAUAGAGGACAAAGCCCAACACAUUUAUGAAGAAUUUUUGGCGUCCGGUGCUCCUUGUCAAGUAAAUGUUGAUUCGCGCACCCUAGCAACAACUGUAAAGUCAUUGCAAGAUGAGACUGUAGCUAAACGCCACGCAUUUUCAUCGGCCGAAGAGCAUGUAUUUACUCUGAUGAGCAAAGAUUCGUACCCAAGAUUUCUGCGUUCUCAAAUUUAUAAAGGAGUACUUUCGGCAGCUCAACAGCAAGGCUCCAAACAUCUUGGCUGGAGGAACUUCGUCUUUAGUGUGGGUAACCAAAAAAAGAUACCGCUAGCAACUAAGCAGCAAAAGAUAAGUCGGGACGAUAAUUCACAUAUUUCACUACCUAACCAGCUCAGUUCAGACCCUCCUCCAAUAAAAACACAAACACAAGGGUAA